AUGGCCAUACCCACCACCCAAGACUCCCUCGCCGGAGACCAAAAAACCGACAACUCAAUCGAUAUUGAGCAGCAAAAUGUCGGCACUUUGCGAGUCGAGACUGCCAAAACCCUCGGCGCAGGGUCUGCUCUUGCCCUUGGCGCAUUCGGAACUACUCUCACGACGUUAUCGCUGAGUCUGAUGGAGUGGAGGGGCGUCACCACUGCGAAUGUGUUUGUUGCCAAUUUCUUCUUCAUUGCCGCGUUUGGGUUGGUGGUGACUGCUCAAUGGGAAUUGUCGAUUGGGAAUGGAUUUGCCUAUACUGUUUUUAGUGCUUUUGGCUUGUUCUACGCUGGAUAUGGGGCCAUCUUGACGCCUGCCUUUGGGGUUGCCCAAGCCUAUGGUGGUGACAGUACAGCCGAGUAUAAUAAUGCGGUGGGGUUCUUUAUGAUCUUGUGGACGGUGUUCGUUUUUACUUUCUUGAUUGCGUCGCUUCCAAGCAACGUUGCGUACAUCCUGGUCUUUUUGUUGGUUGAUCUGGGAUUCCUGACUGUGGCCGCCAGCUACUUCGCUUUGGCUGACGGGAAGGCGGCUUCUGCCACUGCGUUGAAGAAGGCUGGAGGGGUGUUUUGUUUCUUGGCUGGAUUGGUGGGAUGGUAUAUUGUUUUCCAUUUGCUAUUGAAGGAGUCUUUGCUUGAGUUGCCCCUGGGUGAUACUUCGCGACUUUUUGGAAAGAAAAGGAAGGCGAACUAG
This is a messenger RNA of Penicillium nucicola, 732 nucleotides long. RefSeq lists its product as uncharacterized. Lineage: Eukaryota; Fungi; Ascomycota; Eurotiomycetes; Eurotiales; Aspergillaceae. The record is from RefSeq and is a predicted model, not a curated record. Gene Ontology annotation, cellular component: plasma membrane. The transcript is spliced from 3 exons. Gene Ontology annotation, molecular function: acetate transmembrane transporter activity. The coding region runs from base 1 to 732 and encodes 243 amino acids.